Messenger RNA from Xenia sp. Carnegie-2017, 816 nucleotides. RefSeq lists its product as uncharacterized. The transcript is spliced from 3 exons. The coding region runs from base 1 to 816 and encodes 271 amino acids. NCBI's taxonomy places the organism in Eukaryota, Metazoa, Cnidaria, Anthozoa, Malacalcyonacea, Xeniidae. The record is from RefSeq and is a predicted model, not a curated record.
AUGAAGUACAAUGACAAGUGUUAUAACAUAACUGGGUGUCGGUAUUGUGAAUGUAAAGAUGGAGCGAAUACUUUUAUUAUCGAUAACAAUGACAAGAAUCGCAGAGGAAGUUGCAUCAAGGAUGAAGAAUUGCAUCUGGAAGGAGCUUUAAAAUCAGCUGGCGGAAAAGAUGUCAAACAUAUCCCUCAAUUUCCUGUUGUUGUCGUUUUUACAGACUCUUACGAUGAUGCAUUCAAUCUUGAAAAUACGGUGACGAAGAAGUGUUUGAAACAAUCUGACGUGUUCGUGUAUAGUACGUCUUGUGGCGAUUCAUUCGAUCAGAAAUGGAUACGUCUCGAUAGAGUCAAUAAACAACUGAUGAAUGUGAAAUCACUUCGUUGUAUCACAUUGGGAGGAAAAGAUGCACUAGUAACAAUGCAACCAUGUCAAAAAUCAAAAUCGGAUUUUCAAAAACUAGCGUGCUACCAAAGAAACAAGAAAGGAAGAAUUUUUUGGUCGUUUUUUACUUCGUUUCUAGCAGAAGAUCAGGCUGGAGUGGGCGUUUCGGGGUACAAUCGCGGUCAGUUUUGGAAAGCACAUCAAAAUGACAGUAAAAUGAACGUUUGCAAGUUAACAGAUUACAAAGGCUGCUAUCGUUUUUCUGAUGGCAAUUUCGUGAAAUUUUUGAAAUUCAACCAAAGCGCAAACGUGGAAAAUUUUCAUAUUUCUGCACCGAUCUACGACGAAAAUGACAAUUGUAAAGUGGAAAAAAAUUCACGUUUACAAAAGACGGCAAGGAAACGUACCAAGAGGAUUCAAAAAAUCUUUUUACAAUGA